This is a messenger RNA of Lottia gigantea (owl limpet), 396 nucleotides long. RefSeq lists its product as hypothetical. NCBI's taxonomy places the organism in Eukaryota, Metazoa, Mollusca, Gastropoda, Lottiidae. The record is from RefSeq and is a predicted model, not a curated record. The coding region runs from base 1 to 396 and encodes 131 amino acids. The transcript has a single exon.
AUGGACUCAUCAUUUCCAGGCCGUCAUGAAACUACCACAAAACAAAAUAUAGACUCAUCAUUUCCAGGCCGUCAUGAAACUACCACAAAACAAAAUAUGGACUCAUCAUUUCCAGGCCAUCAUGAAACUACCACAAAACAAAAUAUGGACUCAUCAUUUCCAGGCCGUCAUGAAACUACCACAAAACAAAAUAUAGACUCAUCAUUUCCAGGCAAUCAUGAAACUACCACAAAACAAAAUAUGGACUCAUCAUUUCCAAGCCAUCGUGAAACUACCACAAUACAAAAUAUAGACUCAUCAUUUCCAGGCAAUCAUGAAACUACCACAAAACAAAAUAUGGACUCAUCAUUUCCAAGCCAUCGUGAAACUACCACAAUACAAAAUAUGGACUCAUGA